Messenger RNA from Schizophyllum commune H4-8, 1977 nucleotides. RefSeq lists its product as uncharacterized. The record is from RefSeq and is a predicted model, not a curated record. The transcript has 2 exons. The coding region runs from base 158 to 1648 and encodes 496 amino acids. Lineage: Eukaryota; Fungi; Basidiomycota; Agaricomycetes; Agaricales; Schizophyllaceae.
CACUAUCCUCUCAACCUUUUACCUUGAACUCUGCAUGCACUUGAUCGCGCUCUUCACACACCCCAUCACACCCCAUAUUGCUUGCUAAUUCUCCGGUCAAACUGAGAAAAUUCAACUUUUUCCUGAUCGGCUGGAAACUUUCGCCUUUGUUGACUCGAUGCACGUCGUCUGGAGGAUACCGGAGCUCCGUGAACUCAUCUUGCAGAACCUCGAAGUAGGUCCCAAGGCCCGGCAAAAGCCUCUUGUUCCGCUCUCGCAGACAUGCCGUGACCUUCGCGAGCCCGCGCUCUGCCGACUGUGGACCUGGGUUUGCUCGUUUGAUAAGAUACUGAGGCUUCUGCCAACGUCGAAGCUGGAACCUGUCAGCCCGCCACCCGCAGGGACAUGGACGGUGAUGAGGCAUAUCGUCGGGACCAUAUCCCCCGCCGACGUUUCCCUCAUCCGCUACUACGGAAAAUUCGUCCGCACAUUCUGGUUCACCCAUCCACUCCAGAACGACCCAUGCAUACUGGCGACCGACUUGCGCCAGAUCAUCGACGCGAUGGGAGGUGAGCCACUGUUCCCGAACCUGUCGCGUCUCACGUACGACGGGCCGAUGUUUGACGAAUUUCUGCCCGCGGUACUCGUCCCCUCGAUAGAGAAGAUCGAGCUGGCGCUUCACCCUGGGAACUCCGAGCACUGGAAUCAGACGAUGGAGCUCCUGGCGCGGGGCGCACCGCAUACCAGCGACCUUCACUUGCGCUUGUUGAGCUGCACGCGCGAAGAGAGCGCGGACCUGCAAAAAAUUCUCGUCAAUCGGGCACCGAUGUUUACGAGGCUACAACUGCUGAGUCUGGAAUACCUCGACUCCGGCACGGCGCUCUCAAUCGCAUUGCUCCCGCGCGUGCUGGACCUGUCCAUAUCUGUCAGAUACCCGCCCAUCUCUACAGAGUUCGCCCGCCUGCAGCCUGCGAGCCUCUCACUACACUCUGGCAGCCCCAUUCAAAUUCUCCAGGCUGGGGUCUCGAACGAGUAUACAGGCAGGCGCGCGCGAACGUGCUUCGGCGCGGACAUCCUGGCGCUCCUUCGCCCCCGGGCCCUCCGCCACGUAAACGUCAGCGAGAUCACCGGCCCCGCGCAUAUGCGCCACCUCUGCGAGCUGCUCGGGCGACACUGCUCCGACACGCUAGAGACCCUAACCCUUCGGGGCUUUGGGCCGCGCGACCAUGCGCGCGUGCGGCUCUCGGACGUCGCGCCGCUGCUCGAGUGCGCCAAUCUCGAGUCCGUCGUUCUCUCGUCUGUGCACUUCCGCCCGGCCGAGGCGGACCUCCCGCGCCUGGGGCGCGCGUGGCCGCUGCUCCGCCACCUCGCCAUCGAGGACCGCACGCACGACGGUCUCUACCCGCUUCGCGCGCUCGCCACGUUCGCGACGAGCUUACCGAGCCUGAGGACACUCCAGGUGUGCCUGGAUGCGACCGACGCCAGAUUUCUAGAUAGCGCGGUGCUGGACACUUCGCUCGCCCCAUUCGCGCACAGCGUCGCAUCUCAGUAUGCUGAGCAUGUUCGUAUGCGAGGGGACGCUCGAGUCUCCCACGCUCGUGGCGUCCUUUCUAGCGAAGAUCUUUCCUGCGCUUACACAGGCAGGAAUGCGCAUACCUGGUGGGGGUGAUUAUGAAGGGUGGACGAAGGUGCGAGAGGCCUUGAAGGAGCAAGCGGAAGCGCGCACAUAGGAUGGGUUGUUGUACCCAAGUAUCUGAGAGGAGAAAGGAUGUCAGUAGGAGCAUUGAGGUCAACUGUGUAUCUGAACAUGCUACAUGAAUACUCAUGUAAAGCCCUUAUGCAAACUUCCUUCCAGCACCUACGUCGUCACGUCGCUUCUCCAUCCGAAUGAGUCGCGCCGCUCCCUUCCUGGGUCCCGUACCGUCUCAUCCCACCAUACAAUAUCUCCAUACAUCUCUCUACAGCGUAUCAUAUAGCUCUUUGCUAUCUCUAGCCUCU